Messenger RNA from Orycteropus afer afer, 2121 nucleotides. RefSeq names its product BCL6 transcription repressor (gene BCL6). NCBI's taxonomy places the organism in Eukaryota, Metazoa, Chordata, Mammalia, Tubulidentata, Orycteropodidae. Gene Ontology annotation, biological process: negative regulation of transcription by RNA polymerase II; regulation of immune system process; regulation of cytokine production. The transcript has 8 exons. Bases 1 to 2121 code for a protein of 706 amino acids. The record is from RefSeq and is a predicted model, not a curated record. Gene Ontology annotation, molecular function: protein binding.
AUGGCCUCAGCGGCGGACAGCUGUAUUCAGUUUACCCGCCAUGCCAGUGAUGUUCUUCUCAACCUUAAUCGCCUCCGGAGCCGUGACAUCUUGACUGAUGUUGUCAUUGUUGUGAGCCGUGAGCAGUUUAGAGCCCAUAAGACAGUCCUCAUGGCCUGCAGUGGCCUGUUCUACAGCAUCUUCACAGACCAGUUGAAAUGCAACCUUAGUGUGAUCAAUCUGGAUCCUGAGAUCAACCCUGAGGGGUUCUGUAUCCUCUUGGACUUCAUGUACACAUCUCGGCUCAAUCUGCGCGAGGGCAACAUCAUGGCUGUGAUGGCCACAGCUAUGUACCUACAGAUGGAGCAUGUUGUUGACACUUGCCGGAAGUUUAUCAAGGCCAGUGAGGCAGAGAUGGUUCCUGCCAUUAAGCCUCCCCGUGAGGAGUUCCUGAGCAGUCGGAUGCUGAUGCCUCAAGAUAUCAUGGCCUAUCGGGGUCGUGAGGUGGUGGAGAACAACCUGCCAUUGAGGAAUGCCCCUGGGUGUGAUAGCAGAACCUUUGCCCCCAGCCUGUACAGUGGCCUGUCCACACCACCAGCUUCCUAUCCUGUGUACAGCCACCUCCCGGUCAGCAGCUUCCUCUUCUCCGAUGAGGAACUGCGGGAUGCCCGAAUGCCCAUGGCCAACCCCUUCCCCAAGGAGCGAGCCCUUCCCUGUGACAGUGCCAGGCCUGUUCCCAGUGAGUAUAGUCGGCCGGCCAUGGAAGUAUCCCCCAGUCUGUGCCACAGCAGCAUCUACGCACCUAAGGAGGCAGCCCCUGAGGAGACACGAAGUGACAUGCACUACAGUGUGGCUGAGGGCCUCAAGCCUGCUGCCCCCUCGGCCCGGAACCCCCCAUACUUCCCCUGUGACAAGGCUGGCAAGGAGGAAGAGAGGCCCUCCUCAGAGGAUGAGAUUGCCCUGCAUUUCGAGCCUCCUAAUGCGCCCCUGAACCGGAAGGGUCUGGUUAGUCCGCAGAGCCCACAAAAGUCCGACUGCCAGCCCAACUCACCGACAGAGUCCUGCAGCAGUAAGAAUGCCUGCAUCCUUCAGACCUCUGGCUCCCCUCCAGCCAAAAGCCCUACUGACCCCAAAGCCUGCAACUGGAAGAAAUACAAGUUCAUCGUGCUCAACAGCCUGAAUCAGAAUGCCAAACCUGAGGGGCCUGAGCAGGGUGAGCUGGGACGCCUUUCCCCUCGAACCUACACUGCCCCACCUGCCUGCCAGCCACCCAUGGAGCCUGACAACCUUGAUCUCCAGUCCCCAACCAAGCUCAGUGUUGGUGGGGAGGACUCCACCAUCCCGCAGGCCAGCCGGCUCAAUAACAUUGUCAACAGAUCCCUGACAGGAUCUCCCCGCAGCAGCAGCGAGAGCCACUCACCACUCUAUAUGCACCCUCCCAAGUGCACCUCCUGCGGUUCACAGUCCCCGCAGCAUGCAGAGAUGUGCCUCCACACCGCGGGCCCUCCCUUCCCCGAGGAGAUGGGAGAGACCCAGUCUGAAUACUCAGAUUCCAGCUGUGAGAAUGGGGCCUUCUUCUGCAAUGAAUGUGACUGCCGCUUUUCUGAGGAGGCCUCGCUCAAGAGGCACACCCUGCAGACCCACAGUGACAAACCUUACAAGUGUGACCGCUGCCAGGCCUCCUUCCGCUACAAGGGCAACCUCGCCAGCCACAAGACCGUCCAUACGGGGGAGAAACCCUAUCGUUGCAAUAUCUGUGGGGCCCAGUUCAACCGGCCAGCCAACCUGAAAACCCAUACUCGAAUUCACUCUGGAGAGAAGCCCUACAAAUGCGAAACCUGUGGAGCCAGAUUUGUACAGGUGGCCCACCUCCGUGCCCAUGUGCUUAUCCACACUGGUGAAAAACCCUAUCCUUGUGAAAUCUGUGGCACUCGUUUCCGGCACCUUCAGACUCUGAAGAGCCACCUGCGAAUUCACACGGGAGAGAAACCGUACCAUUGUGAGAAGUGUAACCUGCAUUUUCGUCACAAAAGCCAGCUGCGUCUUCACUUGCGCCAGAAGCACGGCGCCAUCACCAACACCAAGGUGCAAUACCGCGUGUCCGCCACUGACCUGCCUCCGGAACUCCCAAAAGCCUGCUGA